Messenger RNA from Osmerus eperlanus (European smelt), 1326 nucleotides. RefSeq names its product SET domain-containing protein 4-like. Gene Ontology annotation, molecular function: protein-lysine N-methyltransferase activity. Lineage: Eukaryota; Metazoa; Chordata; Actinopteri; Osmeriformes; Osmeridae. The coding region runs from base 146 to 1063 and encodes 305 amino acids. The transcript has 9 exons. Gene Ontology annotation, biological process: peptidyl-lysine monomethylation. The record is from RefSeq and is a predicted model, not a curated record.
CUAACAGCGUGCUGUUGGUGAUACCAGAGAAACGGGCUCUGGUAAUACAUAGUUUGAAAGUCAAAUACCUAGGUUAUAAGCUCUAGGCAAGUGUACGCGUUCACAUGCGUACUAUAGCUAUGUAUUCAUGCCACAGUGACGGCUGAUGGCGCGGCGGAGCGGGAGGAGAGCGAGGAGGAAGAGAAGGAAACGAGAGGGAGUAGCAGCUGUCCAGUCAGUGACGUUGUCUCAUGAGCCUCCGUUUGUGUGUCUGAGAAGGUGGCUGCAGAAGCGAGGCUUCAGCUCACGACUGCUGCUCCCAGCACACUUCUCAGAUACUGGAAGAGGUCUUCUCAGCCUGACAGCUCUCCAGCCAGGUGAACUACUCAUCUCCUUACCGGAGUCUUGUCUACUGACCACAUCUACCGUUCUAAAAAGCUACCUGGGGCAGUACAUCAAGAGGUACACAGUACAAGUGCAAGCGUGUUUCAACGAGGUGUCCAGAUGUUAUGAGGUACACAGCCUUCAAGGCUGCCACAAGUUCCAACAGGCCUUCAUAUGCUACGGUCCCCAUGACAACCAGCGCCUGCUGCUGGAGUAUGGCUUUGUCGCCCCCGACAACCCCCAUGGAGUGGUUUACGUGGAGGAAGGGCUCCUGCAAAAGUGUGUUUGUGCUGAAGGCAGAGGCCAGCUGGAACAGAAGUUGCUCUUCCUCAAACAACAUGACUUACUACAAAAUCUGACCUUUGGCGUUGACGGGCCGUCCUGGAGACUAAUGACUGUUCUAAGACUACUGUCACUGAGACCCGAACACUACCCCCAGUGGAAGAGCGUCCUGCAGGGGGCAGCAGUGAGUGAGGAAACGGAGCAGCUGAGCGUCCUCAUGGCUGCUCACACCUGCCAGCUGCUGCUGCAGGACACCGCCACCAUUCUGGACCAGAUCUCCAGGCUGAGAGAGCAGUGUGACCGGGUUCUGAGGGAGCAGUUGGAGGUGGUGGCUCAAUUACGUCAAGAGGAGCAAGGCAUUCUGGGUAGUUCCUUAGAUGUGUUGCGGAGGCUCCAGGCGCACAGCCAGGCUGAGUGAAGCAAUAGAUGUCUCUGAUAGGUCAACAUCAUCGCUGCCUGUCUAAUCACAAGUGUCCUCUCCAUGCACCUGAAAAACAUGGGUCUUAUGAACAACUAUGAACUCCUUGAUCGGGGCUGAUUGCAGUGCCUGCUUCCUUCAGACUGUGUGGGUACAGAUCUCAGAUCUGGCCUGGGCUUGCUUUUACACCAGGCAGCUGAACAAACAGACACCACACAUUUUAUAUAAACAAGGAAAAACUUUAUUAGCCUUUAUUAGGCGGC